AUGGACAGUAAAGGGCAGCUGCGCGAGCGCGUGUUCAGGCACCUGGACUGCGACGGCGACGGCAACGGCAACUGGUUCUUGGAGGCGGCGGACCUGGUGAGGCUGGCGGAGGGCAGCGGCGAGGAGGAGAGGAGGAGGGGGCUGAGGGAGGCGUUUCGGAUGUUCGAGACGACGUCGUCUACGCUGUCGCCGGAGGAGGAGGAUGCUGGUGGGAGAGGGAGAGGGAGUGAGUGUAUUACGGCCCACAGCCACAGUUUGAGAAGGAUGCUGGGGAAGCUGGGGGAGAGGAGGACCGUCGGCGAGUGUUUGGCGAUGAUCGCCCGUAUUGAUCUCGACGGCGAUGGGGUUAUUAGUUUUGAUGAGUUUGUGGUUAUGAUGUCUUGA
Molecule: messenger RNA, 384 nt
Organism: Malania oleifera
Lineage: Eukaryota; Viridiplantae; Streptophyta; Magnoliopsida; Santalales; Ximeniaceae
Product: putative calcium-binding protein CML19
Exons: 1
Coding region: 1-384 (127 amino acids)
Molecular function (GO): calcium ion binding
Source: RefSeq, a predicted model, not a curated record